AUAUGAGAGUUUCAAAUACGAUGGUGAUAAUGUGAUAACUGACCUUUCUCUGAAUGUACUCAUAUUUCCUCAAUACCUCCAAAAGUACACUAAUAGCAGCCAGCCAGUAUAGUUACACAGUACACUCUCAUGAAGGCAUAAACUUUAGAAACUGGUAAAAUGGUUAUUUUAAUGAAGACACCAGUAAUACAAAACCAAUGCAGAAGAGCCAUACAAUGCUGCUAUAAGUUGACAGAAAAACCUUUGAUGAGAAUGCAGUUCGCAGGUAAACCAAUAUGAAACAUGUGGAAUGUAUGUGUCUGGAAAGAGAAUUGGCCCUCUUUUCGUUAAGAUGCGCUAUUAAAGGAAUGUGUAGCAUUCAGAGAAAUGUUAGCUGAUGUUCUUCAAAGACAUGGAUGAUGAAAACAAACUGUGUAUGGUUGACUUGUCACUGUUAACACUGUGUCUCAUGGUGUAAAAUGAAGAUGAUUUCUGGAAGAAUUUCAUUUAGUUUUACAUGUGUUACAAUAAAGUGAUAUAAUGGACAUGGAUACAGGUGAUAGUGGGAAUGUACCCCUGCAGUCAAGGCCAGAAACAGCAGAGGAAGAGAUAGAGCAAGAUGAAUGUUCAAAAAGUAUUGCUAGCAUAGCAACAGUGGAAGCUGGUAGUAACACUGCUAGCAGAUCGAACAGUGCAACUGUGAGCUAUGACCAUAAUAGUGAGAGAAACAGCAGAGAAACUGGUGAUGGUUCACGGGAUAUUUCAGCACCUUCUACCAGACAACAGACUCAGCAACAACGGAGAUCAUCAAGAUGUGGUGCUGCAGCUGUGCAUCCAACACCUAUCGGUCUUGCAGUCCGGGAAGCUUUUGUAUUUCGGACAACACCAGAUGUACCAGAUGGCUCUGAGGGUCAGCCUGCUGGGACAUACACAAUUGAUGAAAAUCCAUCCUAUCUGGAAGACUCAACAGCAGGACUUCCUGGUGGUCUUCACAAAGCACAAGAUGCAACAUCGCUUCCUGACACAGAAACACUAAUGUUUCGAGAUGGACGUCGCCGUAUUGACAUGGUUCUUGUAUAUGAGGAAGAAGAGCUAGGUGUCAUGACAGAAGCAGAGAUGUUACGAAGGGAGAGAAGACGUGUCUUCCAGGAGAACCUCCUUGCUGCUGGGUUGGAGCUAGAGCUGGAGGGGAAAGAGAUGGCUUUUGACCAGAAAACAUUCUUUCUCAAAAUCCACAUUCCAUGGAAAGCCUUGACGAGAUAUGCAGAAGUAAUGAAUUUGAAAAUGCCUACUAAGGGUCUCAAAUAUGUGGCCAGAAUGCCAAGAUCUGUGAACAGGGUCUCUCAUAAUAGGAACAGAAUCUCUCAUUGUAGUUUCCUGGAAACAGAGAAGGAGGAAGAAUCAGAAACACCAGGAUUCCCCUUUAAGUUCAAGAAAAUGUUUGAAUACAACCAUAACCGUAUUGCAAAGGAACCUUCUUUUUAUGAAGCAUCGUACAGCAAGGACCAGGAAGAACAGUUUGUAGUGAAGGAAAGAGAACUGUUCUACACUUCAGCUCAGAGAAGCCUUGUUGUGUGGCAAGUAAUGAUGAGAACAAAGUAUGAUGAAAGUGAGAAGUGCGGCAUCCGCAGACUCCUCAACAAUAAAACAUAUUUGGCAGCAUUUCCUUUACAUGAAGGGAAAUACGCUCAUGAUGCAUCCAGUGGAUAUAUUUUUGAUAGGAGGUUGCUGUAUCUUGAGUGGGCAUCUCUGUCAUGUUGGUAUAAGAAGCAACCCUUUUGGCUCAUCAAGAAAUAUUUUGGUGACAAAAUAGGCCUGUACUUUGCUUGGUUGGAUUUCUACACCAAAAUGCUUAUUCCUGCUGCUAUAGUAGGUCUGCUUUGUUUUCUUUAUGGUGCAGCAACACUAUACUCUAAUGAUAAUGUACCAAGCCUGGAGAUCUGUAAUAUGUCUGGACCUGGCAAUAUCACACUCUGUCCACAUUGUGACAAAGCAUGUCCUUUUACCAGACUGUAUCAGUCAUGUACAUUUGCUAAACUCACAUAUCUGUUUGACAAUCCAGCUACUGUCUUCUUCGCUAUUUUUAUGUCUUUCUGGGCUACCACCUUUCUUGAACUCUGGAAAAGACGACAAGCAGUAAUUGUGUGGGAAUGGGACUUGCAAAAUGCUGAAGAAGAUGAAGAACCAAGACCAGAAUUUGAGACAUCAGUUAAAACAUUUCGCAUUAAUCCAGUCACACAUGAAAAAGAGCCAUAUCUUCCCACAUGGAGCAAAGCUUGGAGGCUUCUGGCAACUACUUCAGUCGUGUUUCUCAUGGUUGUUGUUGUGAUGGGGACAGUUCUAGGAACAAUAAUCUACAGAAUUGCACUAAUAACAGUGUUUCAUAGCAGUGGAGGUUUCUUCAGUACACAUGCCAAGAUUUUCACAUCGGUCACAGCUGCUGUUAUCAACUUAACGAUCAUCAUGAUUCUGACUAGGCUAUAUCAGAGAAUUGCAACACUUUUGACAAACCUAGAGAACCCCAGGACUCAAACAGAAUAUGAAGACAGCUACACUUUCAAGAUAUUUGUCUUUCAGUUUGUGAAUUUCUACUCUUCAUUGAUCUACAUAGCUUUUUUCAAGGGGCGCUUUUAUAAAUACCCAGGUGACAAAGAAGCACGCCGUGAUGCAUUUCAAAGACUUACACUGGAUGUUUGUGACCCAGCAGGCUGCCUAUCUGAGCUCUGCAUCCAACUGGCCAUCAUCAUGAUUGGCAAGCAGUGUUUCAACAACUUCCUUGAGAUCUUCUUACCGAAAUUACGCAACUGGUGGCGUAAGAGGUACCACAUAUCAAAUACAAAAGAUUUAGAGCGCAGUUACACCCGCUGGGAAGAAGAUUAUCACCUUGAGGAUUCGGGACGACUUGCUCUUUUUGAAGAAUACCUGGAAAUGGUAAUUCAGUAUGGUUUUGUAACUCUUUUUGUGGCUGCAUUUCCUUUGGCUCCUCUGUUUGCAUUGCUAAACAACAUUGGUGAGAUUCGAUUGGAUGCAUAUAAGAUGUUGACCCAAGCUCGACGUCCACUGGCAGAACGCGUAGAGGACAUUGGAGCUUGGUAUGGGAUUCUUCAGGGGCUCACCUACACUGCUGUUGUUUCAAAUGCAUUUGUCAUUGCAUAUACAAGUGACUUCAUCCCACGUAUGGUAUACAAAUUUGUGUAUUCACCAGACAACACAUUAACUGGUUACAUUGACUUCUCGCUUUCUGAAUUCAAUACAUCUGACUUCCAGAAAGAUAUGAUACCUGAUGAUGAUGGCAAUCCCAACACACCACCUCCAGAGACUUGCCAAUAUAGAGGUUAUCGUAACAAUGCCACUUCUGAGGGUCCGUAUGGCCUUUCAGCUGUCUACUGGCAUGUCUUUGCAGCCAGACUUGCAUUUGUUGUUGUAUUUGAACAUAUUGUGUUUGCACUGACAGGAAUUAUGGCAUAUGCCAUACCAGAUAUUCCACAAGAGGUCCAAACUCAAGUGAAACGUGAGAAGCUUUUGGAGAAAGAAAGAAAGUAUGAAAUUGGCCUCAAAGCAGCAGGUUCUCCAAGUAAUUUUCGUGACAGAGAAGAUGGAAGUAAACUUCAAGGGAGAUUACAGCUGCCUCCACUUUUGCCUCCUGGGACAGCAAGAGAAUCAAACAACUGGUGGGCUCGGCGAGUGAGCAAAGUACGAGAUGUAUCAACAAGUCUUGCAGCUCUCAACAAAACAACCACUUAG
Molecule: messenger RNA, 3723 nt
Organism: Schistocerca gregaria
Lineage: Eukaryota; Metazoa; Arthropoda; Insecta; Orthoptera; Acrididae
Product: anoctamin-4-like
Exons: 20
Coding region: 520-3723 (1067 amino acids)
Biological process (GO): chloride transmembrane transport
Cellular component (GO): plasma membrane
Molecular function (GO): protein dimerization activity; chloride channel activity
Source: RefSeq, a predicted model, not a curated record